AUGACAUCUUCACAAAAUGAAAUGCGUGUUGUUCUAAUUGGAAGAACAGGCAAUGGAAAAAGUUCCACUGGCAAUUCAUUAUUACAUUCCCGAAGUGCUUUUCAUGCUACACAAUCUGGUCAAUCAAUUACAAAAGAUUGUAAGCCUGGACGAUAUCAACAUACAGAUACUUAUGGUCAACAAAAAACUCUUACUGUUGUUGAUACGCCAGGUUUUUUUGAUACAAAUACAGCGAUUACUAAUGAAGCGGUUGAAAAAAAAAUUGCAUCUCAAAUUUUCGAAAUGACGACACCAGGUGUUCAUGCUUUUUUGAUCAUCACCCGUGUUGGCCGGUUUACACCUGAAGAAAAAAAUACAGUCGAUUUUAUUCGACAUAUUUUUGGUCCGGAUGCAAUUAAAUAUUGCAUUGUGGUCAUUACUGGUGAAGAUCAACUUGAGGAAGGACAAAAUCUAGAUGAGUUUGUUAAUACAUCACCGGCAUUACGCGAUUUGGUUCAAGCUUGCGAUAAUCGAAGAUUUGGUAUAAAUAAUAAAUUAAGUGGGCAACCAUUGGAAAGAAAAACUAAUCAAUUAAUUGAAAUUAUUGAUAGAAUGAUAAGAAAUAAUAAUGGAAGUUAUUAUACGAAUGAUGAAUAUCAACGCAUUGAAAGAAAACGACAAGAAGAAAAGAGAAAAAAAGAAGAAAACGAACGUCGACAAAAAAAAGCUGAAGAAGAUGCUGUAGUAGCACGAACAAGAGAAGAAGAAAGAAAAAAAAGCGAAGAAAAAAUGCGAAAAGUUCGAGAAGAAGAACAACAAAAAGCUGAACAACGUGAAGGAGAAUUAAAGCGCGAAUUAGAUUCAGCUCGACAGUCUCAAAGAAGAAAUAAUGAUGGUGACGGCAAUAAUAUUAAUUCACUGAUUCGCGCACUUCAGUCUUCAGGAUUAGGAGGGGGUAUGUCACCAAUGAAUGGCAGCAUGGGCAUGCCCUUUUCACCCAUGAGUUCUGGUAUGGGUAUGCCCUUUUCACCAAUGAGUUCUGGCAUGGAAAUGCCAUUUCAAACAAUGGGAUCUGGUGGCUCCCGCAUAGGAAGUGCACAUGGCGGUCGAUUUACGGGUGAAUUUAUGGCUACGAGAGGUGCUGCAAAUGGUCGAGCUAUUUAUGAAGGAUCACGUGGUGGACAAUACCAUAUGACUCCAGGUGGUAACAAAAGUUACGUACGCAAGUGA
This is a messenger RNA of Adineta steineri, 1209 nucleotides long. NCBI's taxonomy places the organism in Eukaryota, Metazoa, Rotifera, Eurotatoria, Adinetida, Adinetidae. The record is from the annotation of a GenBank genome assembly.